Messenger RNA from Gossypium raimondii (Peruvian cotton), 2127 nucleotides. RefSeq names its product inactive LRR receptor-like serine/threonine-protein kinase BIR2. Gene Ontology annotation, biological process: protein phosphorylation. The record is from RefSeq and is a predicted model, not a curated record. Gene Ontology annotation, molecular function: protein kinase activity; protein binding; ATP binding. The transcript has 2 exons. NCBI's taxonomy places the organism in Eukaryota, Viridiplantae, Streptophyta, Magnoliopsida, Malvales, Malvaceae. Bases 236 to 1930 code for a protein of 564 amino acids.
UAAACACAAAAAAUCAAAUCAACGAAAGUUGUUUGGUAAUUUCUCGUAAGACAUGUAUAUUCUCCUCUUUGGACUUUUCCAUUCAUUGUAUGUUCAAAUUUACUUCCUUCAAUUUCAAAGUCGUUGUCACUUCAACAAUAAGAAAAAUCAAAAUUCAUCUCAUCAACUACAGUUUUCGUGAUCUAAAUCACAAAUAAAACUCUGGGUUUUUUUUCUCUUUUAUUGGUGAUAAGCAAUGAAGGGAUCUUUUCGCAACUUCGUUGUUUUAGGCUGGAUGUUUCUCCCAUGGCUUGUUCUGUCAGCUGUAACCGAAGAUGAUAUGAAGUGCCUUGAAGGAGUCAAGAAUUCACUCAAGGACCCAGAUGGGAAAUUGAGCGGUUGGCGUUUCGACAACAAUUCAGUUGGACAGUUGCCUCAAUCCUUGGAGUACUGUCAGAGUUUGCAGACUUUGGAUCUGUCGGCUAACAAGCUUUCUGGUAAUAUCCCUUCUCAGAUAUGUUCUUGGUUGCCUUAUUUAGUAACCCUUGAUUUGUCUAGCAACUAUCUGUCAGGUCCCAUCCCUUCUGAAUUAUCAAAGUGUGCUUAUUUGAACAAUUUGAUACUGUCAAAUAAUAGACUUUCAGGGCCAAUUCCAUACCAAUUAUCUGGUUUAGAUCGGCUGAAGAAUUUUGCAGUAGAAAACAAUGAUCUUUCUGGUGCUAUUCCGUCAGCUUUUGAGAGCCAUGAUAAGGCAGAUUUUGCUGGGAAUAGUGGUCUUUGUGGGAGUCCUCUUGGAAACUGUGGGGGUUUGAGUAGGAGGAAUUUAGCCAUUAUAAUUGCAGCCGGGGUUUUAGGUGCUGCAGUGUCAAUGUUGUUUGGGUUUGGGGUCUGGUGGUGGCACCAUUUGAGAUGGGUGAGCCUGAGGAAAAAAGGGUUUGUUGGUGGCAGUGGUUGGGCUGAGAGGUUGAGGGCUCAUAAAUUGACUCAAGUUUCAUUGUUUCAGAAACCACUUGUGAAAGUUAAGUUGGCUGAUUUAAUGGCUGCCACAAACAACUUCAGUGCCGAAAGCAUCAUAGUUUCCACUAGGAGUGGAACUACUUAUAAAGCAGUGCUUCCUGAUGGAUCAGCCCUUGCAAUCAAGAGGCUCACAAGUUGUAGGAUCCUCGAGAAGCAGUUCCGUUGGGAGAUGAACCGAUUAGGCCAGCUUAGGCAUCCGAAUUUGGCACCUCUUUUGGGAUUUUCUAUUGUAGAGGAUGAAAAGCUGUUAGUUUAUAAGCAUAUGUCUAAUGGGACUCUAUAUUCCUUGCUACAUGGUAGUGUUGCAGUUGUAGAUUGGCCAACUCGGUUUCGCAUCGGUUUGGGUGCAGCCAGGGGUCUUGCUUGGCUGCACCAUGGGUGCAGGCCUCCAUUUCUGCAGCAGAACAUCAGCUCCAUUGUGAUUCUUCUCGACGAGGACUUGGAUGCCAGGAUAAUGGACUUUGGAUUGGCAGGGUUUAUGAAUAACUCGGAUGUUAAUGAGACUAGCUUUAUGGAAGGAGCUUUAGGUGAAUUAGGCUAUAUAGCUCCAGAGUACUCAACCACAACGGUAGCUUCGCUUAAAGGUGAUGUGUUCGGACUCGGAGUGGUGCUUCUCGAAUUGGUAACGAGGCAAAAACCCCUGGAAGUUAAUGCAGGUGGUGAAGAAGGAUUCAAAGGCAACUUGGUGGAUUGGAUAAAUCAUCUCUCGGACUCCGGUAGAAUCAAAGACGCUACCGACAGCAAUCUGCGCGGGAAGGGGCACGAUGAGGAAAUGUUGCAGUUCCUCACAAUAGCAUUAAACUGUGUCAAUCCUCGGUCAAAGGACAGAUGGUCGAUGUACCAGGUUUACGAGUCACUGAAAAACAUGGGUGAAGAAAACGGUUCCUCAGAAGAGUUUGAUGAUUUCCCACUGAUUUUUAUUGAAUCAAUGUAGCCUUGGGCAUGUCUGCAGAAUGGUAAUGCAGACAAAUAUAGUUUAUAGUUGUAUAAUGCAAAAAUAAACUUGUUAAGGUUCUUGUAUCUUCAAGAAAUCUUCUUUCAUCCUUGUUUUGCAGUGAAACUUGAUACGGGUUAAAGUAUAGAAAAAGUUUAUAUUUCUUGAUGUAUUUUCAAAAAAAAAGGUUUUAUUCA